Messenger RNA from Notolabrus celidotus (New Zealand spotty), 3044 nucleotides. RefSeq names its product zinc finger protein 362a (gene znf362a). The record is from RefSeq and is a predicted model, not a curated record. Gene Ontology annotation, biological process: central nervous system development; regulation of transcription by RNA polymerase II. The transcript is spliced from 10 exons. Bases 315 to 1649 code for a protein of 444 amino acids. Gene Ontology annotation, molecular function: DNA-binding transcription factor activity, RNA polymerase II-specific; RNA polymerase II cis-regulatory region sequence-specific DNA binding. Lineage: Eukaryota; Metazoa; Chordata; Actinopteri; Labriformes; Labridae. Gene Ontology annotation, cellular component: nucleus.
GCAGCUGAGAGGAUUACACAUCAUAUCUACUGUACAUGACCGCGGUGACCCGGGGAGGCAGAUCGAGAAAGAUGACACCUGCUUGCAGCUAAUUAUUCCCACUUGACACUUCAGCCAUGCAAAUCAGACAGCGUUAUCCUCGUCUUUUUAAGACUGUUAUUUUUGAUGAUAGACGUGAGAGAAAGUCAGCCUCACACAUGUUACGCACCCAGAAGUGAACAGCAGGCGACCCGGAAGGUUUGAAGUCCGACUGAGAGCGAGCAGAAAGAAGAGUCCAAUCCUGUAUAAAAUAUUUCUUCUCUCGCUGCUUCAGGAUGGCUGAACCUCGCUUUAACAAUGCCUAUUUCUGGCCCCCACCUCCUGCCAUGCCUGGCCAGCUGGAUAACCUAGUCUUGAUCAAUAAAAUCAAGGAGCAGCUCAUGGCAGAGAAGAUCAGACCCCCUCAUCUGCCCGCUGCCUCAGCCCCCUCCUCCCAACAGCCCUCACUGGCCCCCCACAGUCAGAUGGAGAGCGGCCAGCAUAUGAUGUCCAAAGCCCAGCAGAUGCCUACGCUCCACAGCCCGUCUCAGCCUGACAUCGCUCUGCACGCACGCCCCGCCUCCAGCUCUGUCACAGGUCGUAUUCUGGGGGAUGUAAAUUUGAAUCUGGAUGAUAAGGCAGCUAUCAAAGCCAGAGGUUUAUGGGAAGAUUGGCAUUUACGUCAGCUGAUAGAUCCCUCCAGAACAAACCACGUUUCAGGUGUAGCACUGGCAUCCAGAACAGGCAACCUCAACACCUCAGAGAUAAUCACCCCUACCACGCCCACUUCCAGCAGCCACAACCGACUGGGUGGAGCCCCAACACCUCACCUCAUCUCAGGGUUAGCCUGCAGCCACAGCCUGGACCCCGUGAAAAACAACGGGGGGCUGGUGGGACUCCUCGGCCCUCCUCCCAAGGAGGAACGAGGGCGCAAAAAAAUCAAAGCUGAGAACGGGUCUUCACUUUUGGUGGUGCCCUACCCGAUCCUCGCCUCAGGCCAUGACCAGUCCUGUGUCACCAUCACAGCCAAAGAAGGCAAAACCUACAGGUGUAAAAUGUGUCCGCUGACCUUCUUCUCCAAGUCAGACAUGCAGAUUCACUCCAAAACCCACACAGAGGCAAAGGCUCACAAGUGUCCUCACUGCACCAAGUCCUUUGCCAAUGCAUCAUACCUGGCCCAGCACCUGCGCAUACACCUGGGCGUCAAACCCUACCGCUGUUCGUACUGUGAGAAGUGCUUUCGACAGCUCUCUCAUCUGCAGCAGCACACCAGAAUCCACACAGGAGAACGGCCGUACAAAUGUGCCCAUCCUGGGUGUGGAAAAGCUUUUACUCAGCUGUCUAAUCUGCAGUCUCACCAGCGGCAGCACAACAAGGACAAACCCUUCAAAUGUUCCAACUGUUACCGUGCCUAUUCAGACUCUGCCUCGCUGCAGAUCCACCUGUCUGCCCACGCCAUCAAAAACGCCAGGGCCUACUGCUGCAGCAUGUGUGGCCGGGCGUACACAUCUGAGACAUACCUUAUAAAGCACAUGUCCAAACACACACUGGUGGAACAUGUUGUGUCCCAUCACUCCCCUCUGGACAGGACAGAGUCACCCACCAUCCCUAUACGGAUUUCCCUCAUCUGAGCGAUCCUUCUUAGGGCUUCUCCAUGGACUGUGAACCAAAAAACAGCUUAAAAUGUGCCAGAUUGUUCAAGUGUGUUGUGAAGAGGAGCUCUUUUUAAAAGUUAUUUUUGGGGGUGGGGGGUAAAUUUUGCCUUUAUUAGACAGGACAGCAGAAAUGUGGAGAGUUGAGAGUACGGGAACACAUGCAGUAAAGGGUCACGGCCGGGAGUCAAACCAGUGACCACUGCAGCGAGGACUAUAAGCCUCUCUAUAUGGGUCACAAGAUGAAACUGCUAGACCAAGUGGUGCCCCAAGAGGAGCUCUUUUAAUGGGUAAUUCCUCUGUUCCUUUCAUGCUGACCAGAUAGUAUUAUUGAGGACAUCCAAAGAUGACUUCUCAGCACUUUCAGGCCUCAAAAUGACAGGCCUUAAAAUUUCAUUUUUUUUACGUGACUUUACAUGAAAAAAAAAUCUGAAUUGUUCCGGGCAGCUACAUGGAAAGUCUUUUUAACUUUUUGUGUUGUAACACAUCACAAUGUUUUGUUUUUUUACUUAAGUCGUUGCAAAUAAAUAAAGCACCAGAAAUGGUCUUCCUUUAGCUGGGUUGCCAAGUGAACAUAAAGGUGAAUGCUUAUAAAAAAAGUUUAUUCAUGUAUAUUGUGCUACUUUCUAUGUCCGUGUUUGCAAUGUCCCAUCUGUCAUUUAGCCAUACUGUGCACAUAAAUAAUGAGUCAGACAAUUUUUCAGUUACAGUCAUUCUCACCAAGUCGCCAGCAUCACCCCAACCUCAUAGAAACAUGAAUAUAUUCUGUUUAAUUUUUAAUGUUUUAAAUUAAGUUCAAGCAGUCCUCAAAACUAAUCGUUGUAAAAAAAAAAUGGUCCAAAAGUGUUUGAUCAAAAGAAUCCUCACUGACUCAGGUGAGAUUCUGCUUUCAUGUACUUCAGAAAGAGAUAACACCAUUUUUAUUUUACUGAAACCCCCUGAAACGUAUAAUAAUUCACUAGCAUUAAACUUUCUACAUUCACCAUAAUAUUCAUAAUUAUGGUUUAUGUAUUUUAUUAAAGAACUAACUUUGGUUGCACCUGUGCAAGAAAAUAUAGUGAUAAGACUGAAAUGUAACAGUCUCUGUGCUGCUGCCUCACAAACGUGUGUUAAUCUUCAUGUUUUUAGGGAUUUGCAUCAUUAUGUCUAACUGAAACAUCAUGCUUCUUUGAAUAUAUUCAUUUUUCUGUUGAUUUACGAAAAAACACUUGCCAUUUUAUAUGCAUCUAAGCCUUAACUUUGUUACAACUCUUGGGUCCAGGUUGUUGUGUUAACACUUCUCAGUUGCCCUUGAUGUCAUUACAGCAUGAUAUAUAAGUCUGUAAAUAAACUGUUAACUGUUAACCUGUUUUAUAAUAAAUAAUACUAUUAUUA